This is a messenger RNA of Eimeria necatrix, 624 nucleotides long. RefSeq lists its product as hypothetical. Lineage: Eukaryota; Apicomplexa; Conoidasida; Eucoccidiorida; Eimeriidae. Bases 1 to 624 code for a protein of 207 amino acids. The transcript is spliced from 2 exons. The record is from RefSeq and is a predicted model, not a curated record.
AUGGAGUUCGCCCAUCGGCUGGAGGAAGAGAAGCACUGGGCUCCGAUCUGGAGAGAAAUAGUGGAGGAAGAGCAGAACGCGGGCACCUUUGAUGCUUGGGACCUUGACGACGAGCAAGUUACAUUUGCCGGGCAGUUUGCCACGAACUUGUUGCACACGGAGCGGAUGCUGCAGAGUGAAGCUUCUUACAUGCGGAAGUUGAUUGGAGGCUUCCAGCAAUUAAGCGACGUCAUAUCUUUGAUCAAGGCGGCCCCAGAAGACGGCGAAGAGGACGGCCAGAAGAGGGGCAGCAGCAAAGCGUCCAGCAGUAGCGGCAGCAGCAGCAGCAGCAGCUCUUCGAGUGCAGCGGAAAGCUCAGAAAGCACAGAGAGCGACAACUCCGGCUCUAGCAGCGAAGAAAGCAGCUCAGAAUCGGAAAGCGACGACAAUGAAUCUGACUCUGAAAAGGCGUCAUCUUCAAGUUCAAGCGAAGAGGAGUCCAGCAGCCCUGCAGCUUCCUCCAGCAGCGAUGAGGCUUCAUCUUCUCCAGAUAGCAGCAGCAGCAGCUCGAGCAGCUCCGGCGGCAGCAGCGACGACAGCAGCAAAAACGAGAGCUCCAGCAGCUCAGAAGACGAGAGCAGCUGA